UUGGGGUUAAUUGGUAAUUGGUAAUUAGCGUUAAUGGUGUUAAUUAGGACUGACGAGGUAAUUAAUGCAAUGAUCUGGAAAGGAUACAUGGGGUAAUUAAUGAAAAUAGCGUCAUUAAUAGGAGAAAUCACUGUAGAAUGGGGGGGGGGUAAUUAAUGAUUAAUGGCCAGGGAGGCGGAACUAUUGUGAAGCGCCCACAGUUCCCACCCGGAACACUGUGUCGUCGCACCGCUUUAUCGCACUUCCGUAUCUUAGCGCUUCCGGUUGCGCCGUGACGCACUUCCUGCGCGCCAUGAGGCCCGGUGCAGCGUUGGGCCGGGGGCUCCGGGGGGGGGUCGCGGCCUUUCGCCGCCUCCUCCAUUACAACGCCCCGCUCCGGGCGCCGCUCGUCCCCAUCGUCGUAGAGCAGACGGGUCGGGGUGAACGCGCCUAUGACAUCUAUUCGCGGUUACUACGGGAACGCAUCGUGUGCGUCAUGGGGCCGGUAGGUGAUGGGGUCUCAUCCUUAUUAACCCCCCUGUAUUUAACAGGGGGGGCGGUGACGUCGGGGCUGGCCAUCUACGACACCAUGCAGUACGUGCUGAACCCCGUGUGCACGUGGUGUGUGGGGCAGGCGGCCAGUAUGGGCUCACUGCUGCUGGCUGCGGGGGAGCCCGGAAUGAGGCACUCGCUGCCCAACGCACGGAUCAUGGUGCACCAGCCCUCGGGGGGGGCACGGGUACGGGAUGGGGGGGGUCUAUGGGGCUCUAUGGGGUCAGUGGGGGGG
This is a messenger RNA of Coturnix japonica (Japanese quail), 766 nucleotides long. NCBI's taxonomy places the organism in Eukaryota, Metazoa, Chordata, Aves, Galliformes, Phasianidae. The record is from RefSeq and is a predicted model, not a curated record.